AUGGAAGAAACUAUGGCUACAUCUGUCAAGUAUGACGACUGGAGGGACCAUCUUCAACAGCAUGGAUAUACCAUCAUCAAAAAUGCUAUAUCCCCAGAGAAGGCCCAAUACUAUCAACAGCAGCAGAUUGAAUGGCUAGAGAAGUUUACAUAUGGCUUCAAAAAAGAUGAUUCCACGACUUGGACUCCAGAAUAUCUUCCAGCACAUGCAAGAGGGGGGAUGUAUUUUCGCUAUGGGGUCCAGCAUGAAGCCUUCAUGUGGGAGGCGAGACAAGAGGCUGGAAUUAUAGACGCCUUCGCAAAGCUCUGGGGUACUGACGAGUUACUCGUCUCAUUUGACGCAAUGAACAUCACCUUUCCAUCUUCAAAUACAACGAAUUCUCAACCAUGGCCUCAUAUUGACCAAUCCCCUCAGAAAAAGGGUCUUCAUUGUGUGCAGGGAUUCAUCAAUUUCACUCCCAAUGGCCCAGAGGACGGCGGGCUGAUGGUACUGAAAGGAACACACAAAUUAACAGAGAAAUUCUUUGAAACAUUUCCGGAACAGGCCAACCGUGAGAGCUGGGGCCCUGAAGACUGGUUUAGUUUCGAGGCCUCCGAAAUCGACUGGUUCAGAGAGAGAGGCUGUGAGCCAAAGAAGGUCUGCGCCGACCCGGGAGACCUAAUUAUGUGGGACUCUAGAACUAUUCACUACAGUGUUCCCCCUCAGAGUGAACAAAUGAGGGCGUUGAUUUACUUGUGCUAUACUCCGGCUCGGUUUGCUACUCCGGAAAACCUUGAGAAAAAGGCAGUAUUAUUCAAAAACAAACAAGGCAGUACCCAUUGGCCACAUGCAAAUCUCUGGGGUGUUAAUGAGAAAAGAGAUCGUCUUGGGAAAAUAGAUAUUGGUGAUAGGGACCAACCCUUUGAAUAUCCGAUUGAAACGGAGCUGGUACUGAAGCUUGCUGGAGUAAAAUCAUAUUAG
This is a messenger RNA of Penicillium vulpinum, 960 nucleotides long. RefSeq names its product phytanoyl-CoA dioxygenase family protein. Bases 1 to 960 code for a protein of 319 amino acids. The transcript has 5 exons. NCBI's taxonomy places the organism in Eukaryota, Fungi, Ascomycota, Eurotiomycetes, Eurotiales, Aspergillaceae. The record is from RefSeq and is a predicted model, not a curated record.